UGUCUUUAUUCAGUGUUCAGUAGCUGCACGAGGACCUUCAUGUGGAGCCAUGGCUGGGGUCAGGGUUGAGCUGCUGAUGGUCCAGAUUGUGAUGACGUUGCUGCUGGUUUCAGUAACGGGCUGGGAGUGGAUCAACGAAACUCAACUGCCUCAUUUAUAUGAGAAGGGCCAGUUGGGAAAACCACGUACCUUUACCUCGCCAGAUGACAGCAGUGUUGAAGACAGUAAAGAUGCAGUUCCUGAAGUUGAAGGUGCUGCCACUAGUGAAGACUUCAACCCCUCUGCUAACUAUGAAUACCAGGUGGGUGCAGUAGCUUUUGGCCCAAGAAACUGGGCCAGCGGUUCGGACGGUGGGUUCCAGGUGGAACUUGUAGAUGCCCCUCCAAGCCGCUGGGCCAGCGGUACUGAUGGUGGGUCCCAGGUGGAACUUGUAGAUGCCCCUCCAAGGAGCUGGGCCAGCGGUACUGAUGGUGGGUCCCAGGUGGAACUUGUAGAUGCCCCUCCAAGGAGCUGGGCCAGCGGUACUGAUGGUGGGUCCCAGGUGGAACUUGUUGAUGCCCCUCCAAGCAGCUGGGCCAGCGGUAGUGAUGGUGGGUCCCAGGUGGAACUUGUAGAUGCCCCUCCAAGGAGCUGGGCCAGCAGUAGUGAUGGUGGGUUCCAGGUGGAACUUGUAGAUGCCCCUCCAAGCAGCUGGGCCAGCGGUACUGAUGGUGGGUCCCAGGUGGAACUUGUUGAUGCCCCUCCAAGGAGCUGGGACAGCGGUACUGAUGGUGGGUCCCAGGUGGAACUUGUUGAUGCCCCUCCAAGGAGCUGGGACAGCGGUACUGAUGGUGGGUCCCAGGUGGAACUUGUUGAUGCCCCUCCAAGCAACUGGGCCAGCAGUACCAGUCUAAGUUCUACUGAGCUAGAUGUGGUUUGCAGUGACGUUGGCUUCCAUAUUACUCUGCCGACAGAUCAACUAAGCGAAGUUAAAGUUUUGGGCUCAAAGGACCUGCUGUCUGUCAUGGAUGCUCCAGAGUCUUGUGGUUAUGAAGUGAACUCUUUCAAGAACACACUGACUGUACCCUUCACUGGGUGCAAUGUGAAAAAUACUGACCGCUACAGCUUGCAGUUGUUGUAUGUCGAUAAGUUUGAUCAGACACAAAUUGCUACUGCAUCCUGUGAGAAGAGUCCAAAGUUUGAUCCUGGCCUGUUCGCUCGCUCCAGUAGCCGACACAAACCUACAUCAAAAUGCAGUUACCCAACGGUUGCACCACCACGACCAACACUGCCAGUGGCACAAACUUGUAGUGUCCCUCCAUGGGAGCAGGUGAAAUGUGGCAAGUCGGGUAUAUCUUUAUCAGCCUGUAAGAUGAUGGGAUGCUGUAUAGAUUUUUCUACAUAUGCCUGCUACUACCCACUGGAUGAGUGCACUGCAGAUCAUCAUUUUGUGUUUGCCAUUCGCUCCAACUCUGCACCCAUCCCUGUGGACCCCACCAAGCUCAUUAUUCCUGGGAAUCCAAACUGUAAACCAGUCUUUGUUAACCACAAGGUUGCCAUCUUUAAGUUCAAAGUCACAGAAUGUGGAACUCAUGCUUAUGAAGUUGGUGAGACAAAAAUCUACCUGGCUGAAGUGCAGACUAUCGUCAAAGCUCUGAGCCUCAAGUAUGGUGUAAUUACAAGAAGUGAUCCACUCAGGUUCUUGGUAGAGUGCCGCUACAGCAAAACAGGCAGUGGCCAGCACUCAAUGGCCAGUGUUGGCUACAUGGUCAAGAUCCCAAGUUCCCACUUGCCAUCAGCAGUCAUCUCCAAUGGCUUAUAUAGUGUGCAAUUGAGAAUUGCAAAAGAUCACACAUAUUCAAGCUACUACCCCACUUACCAUCAGCCCUUGCGACUGCUCCUUGGCAAGCCAGUGUAUCUUGAACUGAACCUGAAGUCUCCUAAACCAGAUGCUGUAAUUCUAGUCAACUACUGCAUAGCUUACCCUCGCUCUGCAAAGAAUGCACUGGUACUUAUUUAUCAAGGGUGUGCCAACCCCCAUGAUCCAAAUGUGUCCAUCCUUAAAGUCCAUGACCUUCCCAAAAAUCGUCACCAGAGGCGCUUUGUGGUCCGUGCAUUCCAAUUUAUGGAUCAAACAACAAACAAGUACCUUGAUGAAGAAAUCUAUUUCAUGUGUUCUACAGAAGUGUGUAGGGAAUUGGAAAAGAAAUGUCAACAACAGUGCUUUGAUAGAAAGGCACCACAUGGAUUUGUAGCUCAAGAUCAUAUAAAGAUAUAGGAAAAAUAAAGUGAACAUUUUAUGAUA
Messenger RNA from Siniperca chuatsi (mandarin fish), 2284 nucleotides. RefSeq lists its product as uncharacterized. The record is from RefSeq and is a predicted model, not a curated record. Gene Ontology annotation, molecular function: acrosin binding; structural constituent of egg coat. Gene Ontology annotation, cellular component: egg coat. Lineage: Eukaryota; Metazoa; Chordata; Actinopteri; Centrarchiformes; Sinipercidae. The transcript is spliced from 12 exons. The coding region runs from base 50 to 2257 and encodes 735 amino acids. Gene Ontology annotation, biological process: binding of sperm to zona pellucida; prevention of polyspermy.